AUGGCCCCCCGAAUCCUAUCACACAGCGACUACACGGUGGCAUGGAUCUGCGCUCUGCCGCUGGAAACAGCAGCGGCGAAAGUCAUGUUAGACGAGGUUCAUGCUUCUCUGUCCCAACCAAAAACUGAUCACAAUGUCUACACUCUCGGAAACGUCGGUGGCCACAAUGUGGUGGUGGCCUGCCUACCUUUGGGUGUGUAUGGAACCAUAUCUGCAUCAAAUGUGGUGUCACACAUUGUUUCCACCUAUCCAAAUGUCCGGUGUGGAUUGAUGGUCGGCAUUGGAGGCGGAGUUCCCGGCAAACGUGCUGAUAUUGCUGAUAUUCGCCUUGGUGAUGUUGUGGUUAGCAAGCCAACUGCUACCUCAGGCGGCGUUAUCCAGUAUGACUAUGGUAAAACACUCAGUGGAGGACAUUUUCAGCGCACUGGAUCCCUCAACAAACCUCCUCCAAUCUUGUUGAAGGCUGUGGCUCAGUUGGAGAGCGACUAUAUGACUGGAAAGAACCUAAUCAGCAAAAACAUCGGUGAUGCACUGCAGAAGGAAGAAAUUAGAAGGAAGUUCUCCCGACCAAAAUCCGACUGGCUGUUCCAGUCGACAUAUAACCAUGAGGGUAACGAGGCAAACUGUUUAGCAUGUGAUCAGAAACAGCUAGUAGACCGGCCCCCACGAACAACUGCUGAGCCUUACAUUCAUUAUGGCUUGAUCGCUUCUGGAGAUCAGGUCAUAAAAGAUGCGGGGACUCGAGAUUUCAUUGCCCGAAAGGAAGACAUUCUCUGCUUCGAAAUGGAAGCUGCCGGCCUCAUGGAUGAACUUCCAUCCCUUGUCAUUCGAGGCAUCUGCGACUACUGUGACUCCCACAAAAAUAAACAGUGGCAAGAAUAUGCGGCCCUUGCGGCUGCCGCCUAUGCAAAGGCUCUCCUGUCACAGGUUCCUACUUCCUACUCCGGGAAGGAGUUAGGUGCAUUAAAGGAAUCAGUUUGGAUGGUCCCCUUUCGAAAGAACUCGCGAUUCGUGGGCAGGGCAGAAGAAAUGAGCAAAGCUGAAGGAUGGAUCAUGCAAAAGGACAGCCCAGGCAUAAUCGCUAUUUGCGGACUAGGUGGAGUUGGAAAGACCCAAAUCGCACUUGAGCUGGCAUACCGCAUGCGAAAUCGAGACCCUGCAUGCUCGGUUUUCUGGAUCUCAUGUACCAGCUACGAGAGCGUGGAACAGGCCUACAUGAGCAUCGCGUUGAAGCUUGGAAUCCCAGACCCAAAUCCGGCAGAGGUCAAACAACAGGUCAAGGCUUAUCUUAGCCAGAAAAGCACGGCAAGAUGGCUCCUUAUUUUUGAUAACGCAGAUGAUAUGGAGAUGUGGACAAUGGCAGACUUUCUGCCUGAGAGCGAGCGAGGCCAUAUUCUCUUCACCACUCGAACCCGGCAGAUAGCCGUAAGACUGGCCUCGACUCAUGUGAUAAUAAUCUCUGAGCCGGGCACGGAGACUGCUGCUGAAAUCUUACGCAAGUCGCUGAUUAAGAGAGACUUACUUAAUGAUGCAGAGGCAGCCAUUGCUCUCCUUAAAGAGCUUGCUUGCCUUCCACUGGCAAUCACCCAGGCGGCAGCGUAUAUCAAUGAAAAGGAUAUCAGAAUUUCUGCAUACAUCACACUCUUACAAGAGAGCGAGCCGGAUGUGAUUGAGUUGCUGAGUGAAGACUUUGGAGACGAAGGCCGGUACAAAAAUGUCCAGAAUCCUGUUGCAACAACUUGGUGGAUUUCAUUCCAACAGAUCCAGCAACUCAAUCCAACAGCAAUCGACUAUCUACUAUUCAUGGCCUGUAUCAACCAUCGCCACAUUCCGCAGUCUUUGCUCCCUCAGACGACAUCAUCAAAGAAAAGGACUGAUGCCAUAGGUCUUCUUAAAGCCUUUUCAUUUCUGAAUGAGGAGGGCGAAGCCUGUUCUAUGAAUAUUCACCGACUCGUCCAUCUUGCGACCCGGAACUGGAUGAGGAAGAACCAGCUGUUCAGCCAGCAAAUCUUAAAAACAGCCGAUCGACUAAGCGAAGCCUUUCCAGAUCGUUACCAUACCAAUCGGAAGCUGUGGCGCGAAUAUCUACCUCAUGUUCUUUCAUUGAUUGAAGAAGCUGAAUUUCAAAAGGAGGAGGAGAAAUAUGUUGAUAUGGUUGAGAGGAUUGGUGAUUGCCUUCUCAGUGAUGGAAGAUCCAAGGAAGCCGAAGAUCGCUUUCUACAGGUACUAAAGAUCCGCAACCAGGUACUGGGGCCAGAGCAUCCCAAGACCCUAACCAGUAUGGCUGCCAUGGUAUCAACAUACUUAACUCAGGGACGAUGGACGGAAGCAGAGAAGCUAGCUGUGGAAGUGUUGAGUAUCCGGAAACGCGUGCUGGGGCCAGAGCAUCCUAACACUCUUAAUAGCACGGCUGACUUAGCAGCAACAAUCUCAAGUCAGGGACGAUGGAAGGAAGCAGAGGUUCUAGAGCUGCAGGUGAUGGAGAGAAGCAAACAGGCACUGGGGCCAGAGCAUCCAAGAACACUGCUUAGUAUGGCCAACUUAGCAUCAUCAUACUGGAACCAGGGACGAUGGAAGGAAGCAGAGCUGCUAGAGAUGCAGGUGAUGGAGAGACACAAACAGGUCCUGGGAGCAGAGCAUCCAGAGACUUUGAGUAGUAUGAGCGACCUAGCAACAAUAUAUUUGAGUCUGGGACGAUGGAAGGAAGCAGAGAAGCUAGCUGUGGAAGUAUUCGGUAUCGAGAAACGCAUGCUCGGGCCAGAGCAUCCUCAGACCCUGACCAGCAUGGCUAACAUGGUAGCAACAUAUUUGCAUCAGAGACGAUGGAAGGAAGCAGAGAAGCUAGCUGUGGAAGUGUUGAGUAUCUGGAAACGCGUGCCGGGGCCAGAGCAUCCAGAAGCUCUGGGGAGUAUGAGCAACUUAGCACUAACAUACUGGAAACUGGGACAACAAAAGGAAGCUGAGGAGCUGCAGGUACAGGUAACAGAGAUGCGCAAAAAGCUGCUAGGACCGGAGCAUCCACAAACUCUGGCCAGCAUGGGCAACUUAGCGUCAUCAUACUGGAAACAGGGACGAUGGAAGGAAGCCGAGGAGCUGCAGGUGCAGGUAAUAGAGAUGCAGAAAAAGCUGCUAGGACCGGAGCAUCCACACACUCUGACCUGCAUGUACAACUUGGCUUCCUACUGGAAAUUUCAAGGGAAGACUCAAGCCGCAUCGGCUCUCCUAGAACAAUGUCUUGCGCUCCAGAAGAAAGUCCUGGGACCAGACCAUCCAGAUACCUUGGCCUCCUCUCGCACCCUCAGGAAGUGGACAAAAGAGGAACGCCCGUUAUUAGAUGAUCGCUCGCUGCGCCCUGGCCAGGAGGAAAGUGAUCACAUCCCGAGGCGAUCGGGUGUGGCGGUCACUGCCCCAGAUAAUGAAGAGCAUACCGAACGUAUGGAAUGGCACCAAAAGUGA
This is a messenger RNA of Aspergillus fischeri NRRL 181, 3456 nucleotides long. RefSeq names its product G. violaceus kinesin. Gene Ontology annotation, molecular function: ADP binding; ATP hydrolysis activity; protein binding. Gene Ontology annotation, biological process: nucleoside metabolic process. Lineage: Eukaryota; Fungi; Ascomycota; Eurotiomycetes; Eurotiales; Aspergillaceae. The transcript has a single exon. The coding region runs from base 1 to 3456 and encodes 1151 amino acids. Gene Ontology annotation, cellular component: kinesin complex. The record is from RefSeq and is a predicted model, not a curated record.